AUGCCGAAUAAACUAGUAUCCAAUAGAAGAAACAAAGGAAAAGGUAUUAUCAAAGCAAGAUCUGAGCUUCCAAUACUAUUAGCAGAAGUUUCACAACAGUAUGUUUUAAAUGAACUAAGCAAGCCAAUAGAUAACAGUAACUUAGAUUAUGAGUGUAAAAGAUUAACUUCUUUAAAUGACUCUAUAAAUGAUAUACAAAUUCUAUGGUCCAAUAUGUCUGAAAUAAUCAGCAAAACAUUGAGUCAUAUUGAUAAUAACGAUGAAGGACUACAAUCAGAUCAUGAAUUACCUGAAUUACCUGAAUUAUCUGAACCAUCAGAUGAUAAUACUAAUAAUGGUAAUGGUAAUGGUGCUAGUUGUGUAUCAAAGAAUAUUAAAGCAGGCAAGUCUCUUAGAAAAGAACAACAUUUUCAUCAUGUUGACUCAAAAGCACCU
This is a messenger RNA of Entrophospora candida, 435 nucleotides long. NCBI's taxonomy places the organism in Eukaryota, Fungi, Glomeromycota, Glomeromycetes, Entrophosporales, Entrophosporaceae. The record is from the annotation of a GenBank genome assembly.